AUCAGAAUGGCUUAUUCUUCUAUAAUAAGAGAUUUAUUAAAUAGAGAAAAAGUAUCUAUAUUUUAAAAUUUCUUAGUCUAAACCAAUAAAUAAGUUGAAUGAAUUCUAUUAAAUUGAUUCAUAAGGCAUAUGUAGGAGAGAUAUACUAGUUUAAUGGAUAGUAGCAGUAGUUUUUUUCAUAUAUAAUUAGUAAGCUUCUCAAUUUGGGCAUUCUCUAAAAACCCUAGAGCUAGCAGUCAUAUAUAUUGAUACUUAUCUUAAUUAUUUUAAGAUAACUUAAGAAUAUUUGUAGUUAUUAGGAAUUUCAGCAUACUCUUUGGCAUCUAAAGUAAUUAUGAAAUAACAUUUAGUUUAAUGAAACAAAUAUGAUGAAUUAAAUAAAACUAUAUGAUUCUAAAGGUUAGAGUCUAUAUUAGAAUAGAGAUUAUGAUGAAAUGGAAGAAUAGAUAGUAAAAGUUAUGGGAUUUCAGCUAAACCACAUAACUUCAUCAGAUUAUUUGAUGGCUAUGAAUAUUGAAAUUAAUGAAAAUAUCUAGAGUUUAUUAAUGUUUAUUCUUUUAGGUAUUUUAUUAAAUUAAUAUAGAUUUCGAUAUUUACAAAAAUUCUCAUAUUGAACUUGCUUUAGCCAUAGUUGCAUAUACUUAAGACAAAUAAAUAUUAUUUACAGAUUAAAUUAUUAAGCUUUCUCAAUUUAUUCAUCAUAAAGUACUGAGAACUUAAGAAGUAGAAAUUGCAAAAUAAUAAUAAGAAGAUUCUAAAAGUAAAAUUAGAAAGUAACAAAUAAACAAAAAGAUUUCUAAAAACAAAGGUUUGAGUCAAUAAAAACCUCAAAAAUAAUCGAUUUGA
Messenger RNA from Paramecium sonneborni, 846 nucleotides. The record is from the annotation of a GenBank genome assembly. NCBI's taxonomy places the organism in Eukaryota, Ciliophora, Oligohymenophorea, Peniculida, Parameciidae.